Messenger RNA from Penicillium oxalicum, 3225 nucleotides. RefSeq names its product glycoside hydrolase family 71 protein. Lineage: Eukaryota; Fungi; Ascomycota; Eurotiomycetes; Eurotiales; Aspergillaceae. The coding region runs from base 1 to 3225 and encodes 1074 amino acids. Gene Ontology annotation, biological process: mating projection tip cell wall disassembly. The transcript has 3 exons. The record is from RefSeq and is a predicted model, not a curated record. Gene Ontology annotation, molecular function: glucan endo-1,3-alpha-glucosidase activity.
AUGCUGUUCCUAGUGGCUUCUGUCACAGCUCUUUUGCUCGCCUGCCGGGUGCAGGCAGCGGCUGUCUUCGCUCAUUUCAUGUUGACCAACACCGCCAAUUAUACUUCAACUGACUGGCAAGAUGACAUGAAACUGGCGCAAGACGCUCACAUUGAUGCCUUCGCGCUCAAUAUGGCCUACAAUGACCCUACCAACAUGAAAGCUCUCCCUGCAGCUUUUGCGGCCGCGGAUUCCGUUGGUUUCAAACUUUUCUUUUCAUUCGACUACGCUGGCAACGGAGACUGGCCCAAGAACGAUGUCAUCAACUUGAUAAAACAGUACAGCACUCACUCUUCGUACUUUUUCUAUAAAGGAAAAGCCUUCGUUUCUACCUUUGAAGGCCCAGGUCGAGCCAAUGACUGGAAUUUGAUCAAGGCUUCGACCAACUGUUUUUUUGUCCCAAGCUGGUCGUCUAUUGGAGCAAAGCCCGCUGUCGAGACCGGUGUUGUUGACGGUCUCUUUAGCUGGGCUGGCUGGCCUUGGGGGAACCAAGAUAUGAGCACCUACAUUGAUGCAUCCUAUAUUCAAUAUCUGGCUGGACUGCCAUAUAUGAUGCCGGUCUCACCUUGGUUCUACACCAACCUGCCAGGCUACAAAAAGAAUUGGCUUUGGCGAGGCGACCAUAUCUGGCAUGAUCGCUGGCAGGAGGUCCUCUAUGUGCAACCCGAAUUCGUGGAGAUUAUCACCUGGAAUGAUUAUGGUGAAUCGCACUAUAUCGGGCCACUGCGUGAUAUGGCUAUGGAAGCCUUUGAGAUUGGCAAAGCCCCCUUCAACUACGCAACCGACAUGCCUCACGAUGGCUGGCGAGAAACUCUUCCCUACUGGAUUGAUAUGUACAAGAAUGGAUUCGCAGAGGUCACCGAGGAAAAAAUCAUCGCUUGGUAUCGGACAACUCCUGCAGCAGCUUGCGGAAGUGGUGGUACGAGUGGUAAUACUGCCUCGCAGUUACAAAUUGAAUUUCCACCUGCAGAUCUUGUUGAAGAUCGAAUUUUCUUCUCCGCUGUUCUUGGCUCUUUCUCGGGCGCUGUGGUGUCUAUCGGAGGUGAUGCGCAGACCGUGGGCUGGUCCUUUGUCCCAGACGAUAACGUUGGUGUCUACUUUGGUAGCGUCGCCUUCGGAGGUCGAACAGGACCUGUGACGGUGUCAUUAAUGCGGGAUAAUGUUAUGAUCGCUACAGUUAAGGGUAAGUCUAUCUCGGGAAGCUGUCCAAAUGGCAUUCAAAAUUGGAACGCCUGGGUUGGUAGCGCGAUAGCAGGGCGCUCAGUAUCGGCCCAAACGACUGUCCUGCUUGCGGACCAGAAGUGUAUGAAUGGCACUGGCAGUUACAACUUCGGUGGUCUCUGUGAGUAUGCCUGUACCUAUGGUUACUGUCCACUUGGAGCGUGCACUUGCACCAAGAUGGGCAUUGGCAAUCAGAAGCCAAAUUCGACUGGCGUUGUAGGGUACCCGAUUGCAGGAGAGGGUGCCAGCUACAGUGGUCUUUGCAACUUCGAUUGCAAUCUCGGUUUCUGUCCUCCCACGGCAUGUGGACUGGUCGAGGUGCCCCUUUCGACGCCUUCUGUCUCGCCAUUCUUGCCUCCAGCGUGCACUGCGGGCACGGGUGCCGGCAACCUCGCCGGUCUCUGUAGUUUCAGCUGUACUCAUGGCUUCUGUCCUAUGAACGCUUGUACGUGUACAGCGCAAGGAGCAGUCAAUGUCAUGAGCCCUACGACCAAGAUGAGCGGACAGGCUGCCCCUGGACAAGACCCGGCAGUCUACGGCCCACUGUGUGAAUACACGUGUCAGCGUGGAUACUGUCCCGAGGGCGCCUGUGUGCCGCAUGCUGGAAGCUCCACUGGAUCAGGGUCGAACUCUCAUUCUGGAGACGGCGAUGUCUAUAUCUCACCGUCCAUUUGGGGCCAUUCUUCACCCGUGAUACAAUGCCAGCCACCAUGUUCAAUUAUCUUGCCGCCCAUCCCUCUGGAAAAACCAUCGAUCAUUGAGAUUCCGCCAUGGGUUAUUCCUAUCGAGCAAAGCCGCAUGACAACCAGAACCUCAACCGGCGAAGACGGCACGACAACAACCUACCGCGGCUAUAAUGUGACAACAAUCACUAUCACAGUGACGAUUCCUGAUAUCACGCUCCAUUCAAUCCCCCUCUGGGGAGUGUCAGUCAACGCCAGCCAAACUGCGAAUUCCACAAUCGCUCUGACGAGCAGCAUCUCCUUACCUCACAUUGUCUACGUUUUACCACCCGUGCAGGGCGAUCCUACUUCAACACGCAGCACGACAACACUCAUCCCACCGCCUUAUCCGUGGUCCCAGACUGCAAAGGAAACGGGUGCGAAUAGCAAGACACCUACGCCGGUUUGGACCUCUGGGCCUCCUACUCCAACAGUACCGAAGGGCAGCCCAGGCGCUGGAAAAGGUUGCGCACCUUUCUGCAAAGGUCCCUGCCUACUUUGCCCUCCGGCGGGGGUUGAUACAGUUGGUGGGGGCGGUGGUGGCUCAGAUGGCUCAGAGGAGGAGGAUUGCAGCACUGACACCGCUGAAGUCUGUUCAACCGCUUGCAUCGCCGGGUCUGAGUGUACUUUCGAUUGUACAACAACAACUGGAUGUUCCGUGACGGCGUCAUCGACCAAAACUGUUGGCACUCCCGCACCUGGCGUUGCAAUUACCAUGUCGCCCCACCCAGUAGAAACUCCCGAUUCCUCAGCUGCUCUCAGCAUAGCAAGUGAACUUGAACCAACCUUGGCUUCAAAGUUUGGCGAGUUGUCUGUCAUUAGCGGAGCCUUAUCCUCCCCAACUCCAACGGGUGCUGCCCCCAUGAACGGCCCGUAUCCCGGUCUGAUCAUCCUCAGUUACUAUGGGGACACGCACUCAGGUGUCGGCCAAUGGGACUUGUACCAAAGUUACUCCAACGGACCUGGGCGAAGUACGUGUCCAGAGGCUGACAAGCCGGACUUUGUCAUGAAGGACGGUGCCUUCUUUGGGAUUCAGGAUGGAACUGGAGGUUUCAAGGCAUUUGGUUCCACAUGUACCUACAAGGGGACCAGCUUACCGGGUUCAUUCGAGCCAGGUGAGGUAAUUGGCAGGUUUGUGUGCGACGGAUAUCGUGACGCUCUUUGUUACGGGUUGAUGUUUGACGAAGGCACCUGCUCACAGGGCUGGCUUGAGCAUUAUAGAGUUUUGAGCUGUCUGUGGUAG